Molecule: messenger RNA, 1197 nt
Organism: Cylindrotheca closterium
Lineage: Eukaryota; Bacillariophyta; Bacillariophyceae; Bacillariales; Bacillariaceae
Source: the annotation of a GenBank genome assembly
AUGUUUAAGUUCUCUUUGACGACUCUUUAUGGCGCCUGCACACUUUUCAAGUUAUUGCUUUCCAUCAAAGCCACACCCGCUCAAGCCGAUCAGACCUCAGCAGCAACUCAGGACAAUGCAGCAUCAAAAAGAAAGGCGGGAUUGGACUCUUCUGACGAUGAAGAUCAUUUAUCGGAGGAAGACACUAUGGUCACAAAGGCGGCAACGAAGAAGGUGAAGAAGAAGAAGAAGACAAGGUCGAAGCAGGACGAUCUUGAGAAUCAUUUUUUGAAAGACUUGUCUCCCGCCCAGCGAAAACUAGCGGAGGCUACAGAUAGGAAGCUCAAGAAUGAUUUGGACCGACACAAAGCUGGACCACUUUUCCCAAUGAUUCUCCCUGGGGAAAUGGAGGGGACCUACAUCUUUGUCUGCCGGAAGAAAUACAGACAGCUGGCGCGCAACGUUUUAAAAGGGAUCGUUCCGUUUCUGACCCACCACUUGUAUGAACCUACCAUCGUCCAAGCUGAUCAGACCAUGGGCAAAUGGAUCCCUAAGUCCGAAAUUCAGUUGGCUCAACAAACUUUGGAGUUCCUGGAUGACGUCAUUGAGGAUACCACGGAUAUUUACCAGGGUCAGCUCUCCAUUGACAUGGAUAUGGCCAAUGCUAAGGACAUCGAUGACAGAAAGACAGUUACAGGAAUGCUUGAUGAGAUGCAGCAGCGCGAACGACAACUUGAGGAUGCCUUUGCUAAGCUCGAUGCUCUUCAACGCCAGACGGCCAACCACUUGGCAAUUUCCUCCCAAUCCUCCAGCAACCACAAGGUCUCACCAGAUUGUCCGGAGCCUACCAAGCCACCAAAAAAGAAGAAAGGCAAGUCCGACACUUCUGCUAACAGGGCUCGCACUUUGGAUGAUCGAAAGCCUCCACCAAAGCAAUCGCGUUCUCAGUGGGGUAUUCACUUCCAGCAGCAGACCCUGCCUACUCAGAUCAAUCCGCCAGAGUCGCAGAUUCAAGAAGUGGAUGCAACUCCGAUGGACGGCGACACUACUACAGCAGUGUCACAGGAUGAGAGCCAAACCUCUUCAUUGACAGUGGCUUCGCCUGGCGGAGUCCAUCCCUUCUUCCUAUCCCCUUCUGGCAACUCCAGUGAUGGAUCGGUUCAGCCGCCCUCCUCUUUGACCGGCCGCGGAGCAGAUCGCUCCGCGGCAGGGUCAUGA